Molecule: messenger RNA, 1137 nt
Organism: Uloborus diversus
Lineage: Eukaryota; Metazoa; Arthropoda; Arachnida; Araneae; Uloboridae
Product: T-box transcription factor mls-1-like
Exons: 8
Coding region: 1-1137 (378 amino acids)
Biological process (GO): regulation of transcription by RNA polymerase II; cell fate specification; positive regulation of DNA-templated transcription
Cellular component (GO): nucleus
Molecular function (GO): DNA-binding transcription factor activity, RNA polymerase II-specific; RNA polymerase II cis-regulatory region sequence-specific DNA binding
Source: RefSeq, a predicted model, not a curated record
AUGAGCGAGAGCAUGGGAGCUUUUCUGAGCGAAAAAGCCGAGGCAUUUUCUGUUGAUGCCCUGUUGGGCUUGAAGACCAGUAAGCAAUAUGAUGGAAAUACUCACAUAUCAGAUCGAGAGAGGUGUAACUCUAAUAAUAAUGAAGCUGAUGUUCAAUUGGAGUUGAUUGGUCGCGAAUUAUGGUCGGAAUUCCAUCGCUUAGGAAAUGAAAUGAUUAUUACCAAAUGUGGAAGAAGAAUUUUUCCUGCUCUGAAGGUUUCAGUCACUGGAUUAAAUCCAGAAAAGAACUAUAUUAUGUGGAUUGAUGUAAUACCUGUUGAUAACUUACGUUAUCGAUAUGUUUACCACAGUUCUCGGUGGAAAGUUGCUGGAAGAGGUGAACCUAGUUCUCUAAGUUCGACUUAUUUUCAUCCCUAUAGCCCAGCCUCUGGUAAACAUUGGAUGUCCCAACCAAUCACUUUUGACAAAGUUAAGCUCACUAAUGCUAGAACGCCUCCAACAAAAGGAAAGAUAUCUCUUCACUCCAUGCACAAGUAUCAACCUCGUUUUCACAUACAGGAGGUGACGGAAUUUGAACCUAAACCACAAGCCAAUCCAGCUCACAUCGUAUCAUUCAUUUUUCCAGAGACUCAAUUUAUCACAGUAACAGCUUACCAGAAUCAACAGAUCACUCGCCUGAAAAUUGCCAGCAAUCCUUUUGCAAAAGGUUUUCGGGAAGCAGCAAGAACUAGUGAUAAUAAAGACACGAAUUCUUACUCUUCCUUCCCGUCAUCAAUAUUUGCUACAUUUUUGAUGAAUGGAAACUGUAUUCAGCAGGUUGAAAGUGGCUUAAAUCUUCGCCCUUUGAAAACUUUUGAAGAGCAUAGGCCUGACGUGUAUACUCUUGAUCUUAUUUCACCUUUCACAAAAAUGCAACACUUUCCUGGCAAUAAACAUAUGGACUCUUGUGUGUCUUCGAACUUUGCAUCAUCUAAAGAAAACUCUAUUUUAAGAAAUGACUCUUCGAUGAACUGGUACAUUGCAAAAUCAAAUUUAAGUCCUCAUCCACUAAGGAAGUCUCAAAGUUUUCCGGUUUUAGAUCUUGGAAUGACAAAAAAUACUCCGUUGUUACAUUGUUAUCCGCUUAUGAACUUAUGA